Messenger RNA from Schistocerca piceifrons (Central American locust), 843 nucleotides. RefSeq names its product formin-like protein 8. NCBI's taxonomy places the organism in Eukaryota, Metazoa, Arthropoda, Insecta, Orthoptera, Acrididae. The record is from RefSeq and is a predicted model, not a curated record. The transcript has 4 exons. The coding region runs from base 1 to 843 and encodes 280 amino acids.
AUGCCGCGCCGCCUGCGGCGUGGUAACGGCCAGCCGCCGCCGUCCCGGCGCCUCCACCCCCGUCCCGGCGCCUCCACCCCCGCAGACCGCCCCCCUGGGGGGGCCAGCAGCAGUGCGACUGUACCAGAGUUCUGCGUUCCGCUGACCUGCUACCGCGCCGCCGCCGCUGCUGCCGGACUGGGAGAGAAGGUUGCCUGCCAGUAUGAGAUUUACGGUUGCCUACCGCACCGAGCAGGUAAACAGGGCCGUAUCUUUCAGCGGCGCGGCGCCGUCGAUAAGCCCCGAGCCGCCCCCGGGAGGCGGCACGUGCGGACCGCCGCCGCCCCCGCCGGAAUACUAAGUGGGGGCGGCGUGGGCGGCGGCGGGCAGCGCGGCCAUUCAGAUUGGCGGCUGUCAGCCGACAGCUGCCAAGCGGCGCAUAUAAAUGCAAAGGCCAGGCCAGGCCGCCGCACCGCCCCGAUCCCGCGCGCUCGCUCGCCCCCGAGUACCAGCCAGGCAGCGCCGCUGUCGCCAGCUGGAUCAGGGAGCCACUUGGCUUCCACAUCGGCCAGUGCGGACCAGCUGCAUGCGGCCUUCAUCGACACAGCGGACGCAAUUUCCCAGAGUAGGCAAGUGGGUCGCGUCCCGCGUCGUAUCGAGCCACCAGAGCACGUGAGCCGGCAGGCCGCCCCACCGCUUCCAUAUUUAAACCCGCCGCCGCCGCCGCCGCCGCCGCCGCCGCGGCUGUUUACGCCGACGGCGCGACCCCGGCGCCCCCGGAGACCGGCGUCCGGACGUGGCAGUAAUACCGAGCCGCCGCCGCAGCCUGCUCCGCCUGUGUGUGGUGCACAGGCGCAGUGCUGA